UAGGUUACUUCACAAAGAAAGAAAAACUAAUUUCUGGUUGAAAAUGAAGAUAUGUGGACCUAAAUAUGCCCUAUGUGGCUUGAUAUUAUCCGUCUGGGGUAUAUUUCAAUUAGUCCUGAUGGGAAUAUUCUUCUAUGUGAAAAGUGUAGCUUUAGUAGAAGAUCUUCCAUUGGAAGGAAAUUUCAAGAAUAUUAAGGAUUUCUAUACACAAGCAGACAGAGGCUACACACAAAAUGCAUAUAAUUGUUGGAUAGCAGCUUGUAUUUAUGUUCUAACAUUCCUGUUCUCAGGACAUCAAUUUUAUAUAAAUUCAAGAUCAUCGCUUAGUGUUUAA
Dufourea novaeangliae is the source of this 334-nucleotide messenger RNA. RefSeq names its product ribonuclease kappa-B (gene RNASEK). Bases 44 to 334 code for a protein of 96 amino acids. Gene Ontology annotation, molecular function: RNA endonuclease activity. NCBI's taxonomy places the organism in Eukaryota, Metazoa, Arthropoda, Insecta, Hymenoptera, Halictidae. The transcript is spliced from 2 exons. The record is from RefSeq and is a predicted model, not a curated record.